Lipotes vexillifer (Yangtze River dolphin) is the source of this 1142-nucleotide messenger RNA. NCBI's taxonomy places the organism in Eukaryota, Metazoa, Chordata, Mammalia, Artiodactyla, Lipotidae. The record is from RefSeq and is a predicted model, not a curated record.
AUGGCGGGGGCUCGGCGCCCGCUCAGGCAGCUACGCUUCGGGGAAGACCUCCACUCCACUCCGCUCGGAACCGGCUCCGGCUCGGGGGCGGGAAGCUGCCACCCGGCACCUCCUCCACCUCCUCCUCGCGCAGCCGCCGCCGCCCGCCCACUUCCGGGCCACGCAGGAACCGGAAGUAAAGUCUUCCCGUCUGAGGAGCAGGCGCCCAAUCGCGCGCAGGCCCAGCACGUGGACGCCAUAACUGCGCACUUCGGCUUCGCUCCUGCACCCGAGGAGCCCCUGGCCCUGGAGGGGACCGGGGCGGGCACACUCGCCGACUCCGGCGCUGCCCUGGGCAAUACACCGAACCCAAGUAUUCUCCAGAGCGCGGGAAGAAGACGCGGGCACUGCUGGGCGGGUCUCCGGCUCCUCGGGGCGGGGCUCGGAGGGCUGGACCAGAGCGUUCCUCGCGCGGGCGUGGGGCGGAAGGGGCGGAGCCAGGGCUGCCCCGCUAGCGUUAUUGACCACGCCCGCCGCCACCCGGCUGUAGUUGUGGAGGUCAGCCCCGCCCUUUCCUCUUUUCCUCUGAGAAGGCGGCGGAGUCCGACUCUACAGUUAUGGCCUAGACCAGGAGAGGUGCGCGCGCUCUGCCGGGGCCUCCGUCUUUUCCUCUGCGGAAUGGGGGUAGUGGCCCAGUCUCGCAGCAGGCCUGGGCGAGGGCGCGCCUGCUGCGGUCUGGGUUGCCCUGCCCAAGGCACGGCCAAGAUUAAGGCUCGAGACCUUCGCGGCAAGAAGAAGGAGGAGCUGCUGAAACAGCUAGAGGACCUGAAAGUGGAGCUGUCCCAGCUACGCGUGGCUAAAGUAACAGGCGGCGCGGCUUCCAAACUCUCCAAGAUCCGUGUUGUUCGCAAAUCCAUCGCCCGUGUACUCACCGUCAUUAACCAGACUCAGAAAGAGAACCUCAGGAAAUUCUAUAAGGGCAAGAAGUACAAGCCCCUGGAUCUGCGGCCCAAGAAAACGCGUGCCAUGCGCCGCCGGCUCAACAAACAUGAAGAGAACCUGAAGACCAAGAAGCAGCAGCGGAAGGAGCGGCUGUACCCACUCCGGAAGUACGCGGUCAAGGCCUGAGCAUCCAGGUGUCAAUAAAACAAACAAACUGGCUG